AUGCUUCUCUUUUCAUUUGCUAGACAAUACUCGCCAAUAUUUAUUUGUAAAAAUUGGAAACAAGCUUUAAGAAUGAUCAUUCAAUUAAGCUCAUGGUAUUUUUGCUCUCAUGCCCUAGUGGUGUUUUUGAAAAUUUGGAUUUCUGAUCACAGUUGCAAUAUUCAUCCAAAUUCUGUUUCUGGACAUUACAAUUUUGUACUUUAUUCAUUAAUAACGACAUAUUAUGGUUGUGCAAUGGUUGGGUGGAGAGACAAAAAGUUUUGGAUUUUCUAUUCAGUCUCUUUAGUUUUUGGAGUUUCAGUAAUGUUGGACACGCUAAUUUUUGGAUAUCAUUCAUUAAGACAAUGUAUUUAUGGUUCUACCAUUGCCCUCCUCUCGUCAUAUGUUAUUUGUAAACUCAUCAUCUCAAAGAAGCAUACCUUUCUCAUUGCUAUGGCAUAUCUAUGCUUGAGCUUAUUUGCACGUUUGGCGUGGCAAAAUAUAUUUUUCAACACCUCCACAACUCAUCCUCAUACCAAACACCCAGAAAAGAGAAGUAUUGCACAUGUUUAUUUACCGCCUGCUGUGCUGAUUGCCGUUCAGUUCUUACUCGAGAAAGGCAUGCCUUCAGAAUAG
Messenger RNA from Naegleria lovaniensis, 615 nucleotides. RefSeq lists its product as uncharacterized. NCBI's taxonomy places the organism in Eukaryota, Heterolobosea, Eutetramitea, Acrasida, Naegleriidae. The record is from RefSeq and is a predicted model, not a curated record. The transcript has 2 exons. The coding region runs from base 1 to 615 and encodes 204 amino acids.